Messenger RNA from Sceloporus undulatus (fence lizard), 3903 nucleotides. RefSeq names its product testin LIM domain protein (gene TES). NCBI's taxonomy places the organism in Eukaryota, Metazoa, Chordata, Lepidosauria, Squamata, Phrynosomatidae. Gene Ontology annotation, molecular function: zinc ion binding. The record is from RefSeq and is a predicted model, not a curated record. Bases 132 to 1400 code for a protein of 422 amino acids. The transcript has 7 exons.
ACUAGACUAGAGAGAGAGCGGAAGUUUGGCUGGACUCUGCAGAAGGAGGAGGAGGAGGAGGAGGGUCACUUUGGAGGCAGAGAGGGUCCAGCAUUGCAGCAGAAAGAGCAGCCUUUGGACUGCACUCCAAGAUGGAUUUGGAGAGCAAGAUGAAGAAGAUGGGCUUGGGACAUGAAGAAGGAUCUGGAGCCCCAUGUCUGAAAUGUAAGGAUAAAUGUGAAGGAUUUGAGCUGCAUUUCUGGAGAAAAAUAUGUCGAAACUGCAAGUGUGGGCAAGAGGAGCAUGAUGUUCCCACCAGUAAUGAAGAUGACCGUAAAGUUGGGAAGCUCUUUGAGGAUACCAAAUACACAACCCUAAUUGCAAAACUGAAAUCAGAUGGGAUCCCUAUGUACAAGCGCAAUGUGAUGAUACUGACUAAUCCAGUGGCAGCCAAGAAGAAUGUCUCCAUCAAUACUGUAACUUAUGAAUGGGCACCUCCUGUUCAGAACCAGACCCUGGCAAGACACUAUAUGCAGAUGCUUCCGAAGGAGAAGCAGCCCGUGGCAGGCUCAGAGGGGGCUCAGUACAGGAAGAAACAGUUGGCAAAGCAGCUGCCUGCUCACGAUCAGGAUCCAUCCAAAUGCCACGAGCUGACUCCUAAUGAGGUGAAGCAGAUGGAGCAGUUUGUAAAGAAGUACAAGAACGAGGCACUCGGAGUGGGAGAUGUUAAGCUUCCAAGUGAAGUAGAAGGGAAGGCUGGGGAGAAGAAAGUCCCGGCGAAUGGAGAGAAGGGUACCCCAGCCACUGUAGGAGCCAUGGAAGGCAAGGUGCCUGGACAGAAAGCAUCUCAGUAUUUCUGUUUCCGAUGCAAACUGAACAUGAAAGAGGGUGACCCAGCCGUCUAUGCUGAGCGAGCCGGAUAUGACAAACUCUGGCACCCUGCUUGCUUCGUUUGUUGUACCUGCAGUGAGCUUCUGGUGGACAUGAUCUACUUCUGGAAGAAUGGGAAGCUAUACUGUGGCCGACACUACUGUGACAGUGAGAAACCCCGCUGUGCUGGAUGUGACGAGCUUAUAUUCAGCAAUGAGUAUACCCAGGCAGAAGGUCAAAGCUGGCAUCUGAAACAUUUUUGCUGCUUUGACUGCGAUUGUGUCUUGGCUGGAGAGAUCUACGUCAUGGUCAACGAAAAGCCUAUCUGCAAGCCAUGCUAUGUGAAGAAUCAUGCUGUGAUCUGCCAAGGUUGCCACAAUGCUAUUGACCCAGAAGUUCAGCGUGUGAGUUACAACAACUUCAACUGGCAUGCAACCACAGAGUGCUUUCUGUGUUCCUGUUGUAGCAAGUGUCUUAUUGGCCAGAAGUUUAUGCCAGUAGAAGGAAUGGUUUUCUGCUCUGUGGAAUGUAAGAAAAAGAUGGUGUCCUAAUGGGAAGGAAACAAAACAAAACAACACCCAAGCUUCAUCUUAUUUCCAAGUCCUCUGCAUUUCUACUGUACUGGGGCAUUUUUAAUAAAAAUCAUAACUAUUAUUUGGCAAAUUCCAAAGAUUUUGACAUUAUUGCUUGUGAUUAAAACUUUAAGCACAUCUGUACUCUUCUCCUUUUGAUUACUUGUUCCAAAACAUUGAUGAAAUGUAGGAUUCCUACUAUUUGUUAUGUAAUUUGAAAAGACUAUAUACUUUACAGUAGUCAUUUUCUGUAUACAACAUUUUAAAACCAAAAUAUUUGGUGGCCAUAUUGUAAUUACUGUGCAUUAAAUGGGGAAUCUGUGGCACUUCAGGUAUUAGAUUGUAACUCCCAUCAUCCCUGGCCUUUGGCCAUGCUUUCUUGGACUUCUGGAAGUUGUAAUGUACCAGAGAUUCUGCUACCUUGCCUUAAAUGAAGGACAAAACAUGCUAAUAGCAGGUCCACUAUAUGAAUCUGAUGCUGUACUAUAUAUAAGUGGCAGAAAGCAGAAAGUGUUUAAUUCUUUGUGCAUAGAAAUCUUCUGUGCAUAGCAACUUAGCAUAUCAGGUGAAAUGCUAAGACAGAAUCUUCCUUGUGACAUGUUAGUUUUGUAAAUGCAGAGAGAUUUUAAAAUGUGAAUUAAUAGUUGAAUGCCUUCUGCCUGAAGCAGCACGAUUCAUUGCCUGCUGCCCGUGUACAACAGCCUUCAAAUAGAUUUAGGCUAUUUCUUUAAAAGCCUUCUGACACUCAGCAUUCUAAAAUAUGAGUGCAGCCUUUAAUAUUUGCAAAAGGGGAGGUCCUUCUUUCAUCCAUGGUUUUGAACUGAAUACAUUAAAAAAACAUUUUGGACUGGAUGAUUUUAAAGUUGAAGAUAUGUAGAAAUAGACAUCCUCUUUUUCUUUUGAUCCCUGUAUUUGUCCUGUCAGAUUUUAUAAUCCAGUGUGGUUGGUCCACAAUACCAUGUAGUAAAGUUUAUAUCUCCCAGGACCCUACUACAUGAAUGAACUUAGUACUAUGAACCAGCAACUAUCUUUUCUCCCUACCUUGGUAGGCUAAUUUCCAUGACUUUUAAACCAAUCCUUUUCUGUUCCAGUUCUGAAAUAGUAAUAGCCAAAUUGUGCCAUCCUUUCUGAAGAAUGGGACAUGGGUUGCACAAUUCACCGUGAGUGUUGAAAUCAUGAAGAGAGCAACUCUUUUGCAGGAGCCAUGUAUUGUUAAGUCCACACAAGACCCGGGAGUCAAGUGAUAGAAUAAAAAUAAGCCCCUGAUCUGGUGUGCUCAAUCUCAUGUGAUGCAAACUGCAUAAAUAGGAAAAGUGAUGACUCUGCACUCUGGCCCUGCCAGCUCCAUUGUAUCUUGUCCCUGUUGCUCCUUCCAUGCACUGAAAGGUCAACAUCUUCAGCACAGAAACUGCUAUUCUCGAUUAGAUACCUAUACAGUUUUGAACCUUAAUUAUGCAGGUUUGUAAGUCUUGUGGGAAGAGUACUUGAAUACAUCCAGCUCCUAGUGGCAAUGGUUUCAUGGCAGCACAGAGUUCUGAACAUGAUCAGGGCCGAAUUAAGAAACCUACUGGUGGCUGUCAUGUCAGUAGGGUGGUGAAUCCACCUUAAGUUGGGAGCUGUCUAAUGUCCUGGACAUUAGUGUUCAGACCCUUGGAAUAGGUGUUUGCACCAAAACUCAGUAUGGAUUCCUUACCCCACUGACAUUGAAACUACUAGCUGGUAAUUAUGAAACCUUGAGCUGUGUCAAAGUUAAGGGACUAAAACAGCAUUACUUUAAUGUGUAUUAUUCCAGCCAUUAUGUAAAAUGGGAAAUUUACUAAUUUCUGUCGAGAUCCCACUUGAAAUGUAGCUUGUGCAUGCAUCUGAUGUUGACCAUGCUGUUGGGUUGGGGUGAAGCUGCUCUAAUAAAUUAUUUGUCUUCCCUUUCCACUCUUAUAUUCUAGCAUAUAUGAGUGGAAGUCACUGCAUUGUGGCUAAAGUUGUUGGUUAAAAUGUGGUUGUUGUUUUUUAAGGUCCAAGCACUUGGCACAUGUCUCUCCCAUCAGAACCACAGUGGUGUUUCCUUAGCAUUGUGCCUUAAUUUCAGUACAAUUCCAGUUUUACAGAAGGUACCUCCAAAUCCUCAUCCUUAUGAGACCUAGAAAUAAGACCUGUAUUUGUUGUUAGAGCAUAUGGUAUGUCUACAAACAGUUAAAAGUUCAAUCUUAACAUCUCCAGAUAGGACUGGGAAGAUUUGUUGUGUGGGAGCAACUGUCGGUCAAUGUAAAGACACUCUGAACUAGAUGGACCACCAGUGGUACAUGUUGCUAUCGCUUUACACUGAAUGUAAGAAGAUACCUAGAAAAAUGAACUGAGUGCUGGGAGAAAGGAAGACUGUUGGCUUUGUAAACUAUGCAAUCUCUUUCAGUCCAGCUUUUCUAAGCCUAAAGAUAUCUGUAUACCUAAAGUUACUACUCUCUAAUAAAACAAUUUUCUUAAACUA